Molecule: messenger RNA, 13443 nt
Organism: Tupaia belangeri chinensis (Chinese tree shrew)
Lineage: Eukaryota; Metazoa; Chordata; Mammalia; Scandentia; Tupaiidae
Gene: FAT2
Product: FAT atypical cadherin 2
Exons: 23
Coding region: 1-13044 (4347 amino acids)
Biological process (GO): homophilic cell-cell adhesion
Cellular component (GO): plasma membrane
Molecular function (GO): calcium ion binding
Source: RefSeq, a predicted model, not a curated record
AUGACUGUUGCCUUACUGGGUUUUGCCAUUUUCUUGCUCCAUUGUGUGACAUGUAAGAAGCUUGUAGAAGGCACCAUCUCCCCCUCAUCUUGGCGCUUCACACACUCCCUUUACAAUGCCACCAUCUAUGAAAACUCUGCCCCCAAGACCUAUGUAGAAAGCUUCGUGAAAAUGGGCAUGUACCUUGAAGAGCCCCAGUGGGCAGUGCGGUACCGGAUCAUCUCUGGGGAUGUGGCCAAUGUAUUUAAGACAGAAGAGUAUGUGGUGGGCAACUUCUGCUUCCUGAGAAUAAGGACAAAGAGCAGCAAUACAGCCCUUCUGAACAGGGAGGUACGAGAUAGCUACACCCUCAUCAUCCAAGCCACAGAGAAGACCUUGGAGUUUGAAGCUUUAACCCGUGUGGAUGUCCACAUCCUGGACCAGAAUGAUCUGAGGCCCCUUUUCUCCCCACCUUCCUAUAGAGUCACCAUCUCUGAGGACUUGCCCCUAAGGAGCCCCAUCUGCAAGGUUACCGCCACAGAUGCUGAUCUGGGCCAAAAUGCUGAGUUCUAUUAUGCCUUUAACACAAGGUCAGAGAUGUUUGCCAUCCAUCCCACCAGUGGUGUGGUCACUGUGGCUGGGAAACUCAAUGUCACCUGGCGAGGGAAGUAUGAGCUUCAGGUGCUGGCUGUGGACCGAAUGCGGAAGAUCUCCGAGGGCAAUGGAUUUGGCAACUUAGCUGCCCUGGUCAUCCAUGUGGAGCCUACCCUCAGGAAGCCCCCAGCCAUUGCCUCGGUGGUGGUGACUCCACCAGACAGCAACGAAGGGACCACCUAUGCCACUGUAGUGGUAGACGCUAACAACGCAGGAGCUGAAGUGGACUCAUUGAAUGUUGUGGGUGGUGACCCUGGAAAGCACUUCAAAGCCAUCAAGUCUUAUGCCAGGAGCAAUGAGUUCAGUUUGGUGUCCAUCAAAGACAUCAACUGGAUAGAACACCUUCAUGGAUUCAACCUCAGCCUCCAGGCGAGGAGUGGACCCAGACCUUUUUAUUCCCAGAUCAGGGGCUUCCAUCUACCUGCUUCCAAACUGGCUGCCCUCAAAUUCGAGAAAGCAGUUUACAGAGUGCAACUGAGUGAGUUCUCCCCACCUGGCAGUCGUGUGGUGAUGGUGAAGGUGACCCCAGCCUUCCCUAACCUGCAGUAUGUUCUAAAGCCAUCCUCACAGAGUGCAGGAUUUAAACUGAAUGCUCACAGUGGGUUGAUCACCACCACGAAGCUCAUGGACUUCCACGACCAAACCCGCUAUGAGCUACACAUCAGAACGUCACCAGGCCGGGCUUCCACCACAGUGGUCGUUGACAUCGUGGACUGUAACAACCAUGCCCCCGUCUUCAAUAGGUCUUCUUAUGAGGGCACUUUGGAUGAGAACAUCCCUCCAGGUACCAGUGUUUUGACAGUUACUGCCACAGAUCGGGAUCAUGGGGAGAACGGAUGUAUCAUCUAUUCCAUUGCUGGUCCCAAAGUUCUGCCAUUCUCUAUUGACCCCUACCUGGGAGUCAUCUCCACCUCCAAACCUAUGGAUUAUGAGCUUAUGAAAAGAAUUUACAACUUUCGGGUACGAGCAUCAGAUUGGGGUUCCCCAUUUCGCCGAGAGAGGGAGGUGUCCAUUUCUCUUAGGCUCAAGAACUUGAAUGACAACCAGCCUGUGUUUGAGGAAGUCAACUGCACGGGGUCUAUCCGCCAAGACUGGCCAAUAGGGAAGUCGGUAAUGACUGUGUCAGCCAUAGAUGUGGAUGAGCUUCAGAACCUAAAAUAUGAGAUUGUGUCAGGCAAUGAGUUGGGGUAUUUUGAUCUAAAUCAUUUUUCUGGGGUGAUAUCCCUCAAACGCUCUUUCAUGAAUCUUACCGCUGGGCAGCCCACCAGUUAUUCCCUGAAAAUUACAGCCUCAGAUGGCAAAAACUAUGCCUCACCCACAACUCUGAAUGUCACUGUGGUGAAAGACCCUCAUUUUGAGGUGCCUAUAAGCUGUGAUAAAACAGGGGUCCUGACACAUUUCACAAAGGCCAUCCUUCAUUAUGUUGGGCUGCAGAACAUGGAGUCCAGUGAUGAAGAAUUCACUGCCUUAAGCACCUAUCAGAUCAAUCACCAUCCCCCUCAGUUUGAAGACCACUUCCCCCAGUCCAUUGAUGUCCUCGAGCGUGUUCCUGUCAACACUCCCUUGGCCCGCUUGGCAGCCACUGACCCUGAUGCUGGCUUUAACGGUAAACUAGUCUACGUGGUUGCAGAUGGCAACGAGGAAGGCUGCUUUGACAUUGAGCUGGAGACAGGGCUGCUCACUGUAGCUGCUCCCUUGGACUAUGAAACAACCAGUUUCUACGUCCUCAACAUAACAGUGUAUGAUCUAGGCACUCCCCAGAAGUCCUCCUGGAAGCUGCUGACAGUGAAUGUGAAAGACUGGAAUGACAAUGCACCCAGAUUUCCCCCUGGUGGGUACCAGUUAACCAUCUCAGAGGACACUGAAGUUGGAACCACAAUUGCAGAGCUGAAAACAAAAGAUGCUGACUCAGAGGACAAUGGGAGGGUUCGCUACACCUUGUUAAGUCCCACAGAGAAGUUUUCCCUCCACCCCCUCACUGGGGAACUGGUUGUCACAGGACACCUGGACCGGGAAUCAGAACCUCAGUACAUACUCAAGGUGGAGGCCAGGGAUCAGCCCAGCAAGGGCCACCAGCUCUUCUCUGUUACUGACCUUCUAGUCACACUGGAAGAUGCUAAUGACAAUUCUCCACAGUGCAUCACAGAACACAGCAGCCUGAAGGUCCCAGAGGACUUGCCCCCUGGGACUAUCCUGACGUUUCUGGAUGCCUCUGACCCUGACCUGGGCCCUGCUGGUGAAGUGCGAUAUGUCCUGUUGAACGACGCACAUGGGACUUUCCGGGUGGACCUGAUGACUGGGGCGCUCAGUCUGGAGAGAGAGCUGGAUUUUGAGAAGCAGGCUGGGUACAAUCUGAGCCUGUGGGCCAGUGACGGCGGGAGGCCUCUGGCCCGCAGGACCCUCUGCCAUGUGGAGGUGAUAGUCCUGGAUGUGAAUGAGAAUCUCCACCCUCCCCACUUUGCCUCCUUCGUGCACCAGGGCCAGGUGCAGGAGAACAGUCCCUCGGGAACCCAAGUGAUGAUAGUGGCUGCCCGCGACGAUGACAGUGGCUUGGAUGGGGAGCUCCAGUACUCCCUGAGGGCUGGCACCAGUCUCGCAGCCUUCAGCAUCAACCAAGACACAGGAAUGAUUCAGACUAUGGCACCUCUGGACCGAGAAUUUGCAUCCUACUACUGGUUGACGGUACUGGCAGUGGACAAGGGAUCUGUACCGCUCUCUUCUGUCACUGAAGUCUACAUUGAGGUUAUGGAUGUCAAUGACAACCCACCCCGUAUGUCCAGACCUGUGUUCUACCCUUCUAUCCUGGAGGAUGCACCCUCGGGUACGUCCGUGCUUCAGCUGGAAGCCUGGGACCCAGACUCCAUUUCUGAGGGGAAGCUGACCUUCAACAUCACCAGUGGGAACCACAUGGGAUUCUUUGCUAUUCAUCCAUUCACAGGUCUCCUAUCCACAGCCCAGCAGCUGGACCGAGAGAAGAAGGAUGAACACAUCCUGGAAGUGACUGUGCAGGACAAUGGGGAGCCCUCCCUGAAGUCUACCUCCAGGGUGGUGGUACGCAUCUUGGACGUCAAUGACAAUCCACCUACAUUCUCCCACAAGCUCUUCAAUGUCCGCCUUCCAGAGAGGCUGAGUCCCAUGUCCCCUGGGCCUGUGUACAGGCUGGUGGCUUCAGACCCAGAUGAGGGUUUCAAUGGCAAGAUCACCUAUAGUAUCGAGGAGAGCGAUGAAGAGGGUUUCAGUAUUGACCCAGUCACGGGCAUGGUGUCAUCCAGCAGUACCUUUGCAGCUGGAGAGUACAAUAUCCUGACGAUCAAGGCAACAGACAAUGGGCAGCCACCGCUCUCAGCCAGUGUGCGGCUACAUAUUGAGUGGAUCCCACAGCCUCGGCCUUCCUCCAUCCCCCUGGCCUUUGAUGAGACCCACUACAGCUUCACAGUCAUGGAGACAGACCCUGUGAACCACAUGGUAGGGGUCAUCAGUGUAGAAGGCCGACCUGGCCUCUUCUGGUUCAACAUCUCAGGCGGGGAUAAGGACAUGGACUUUGACAUCGAGAAGACCACAGGCAGCAUUGUCAUUGCCAGGCCUCUUGAUACAAGGAGGAGGUCAAGCUAUAACUUGACCGUGGAGGUGACAGAUGGGUCUCAUACCAUUGCCACCCAGGUCUAUAUCUUCAUGAUUGCCAACAUUAAUCACCAUCGGCCCCAGUUUCUAGAGGCUCAAUAUGAGGUCAGGGUUCCCCAGGACACAUUGCCUGGAGUCGAGCUCCUCCAAGUCCAGGCCAUGGAUCAAGACAAGGGCAAAGGCCUCAUCUAUACCAUACAUGGCAGCCAAGACCCAGAAAGUGCCAGCCUCUUCCAGCUGGACCCCAGCAGUGGUGUUCUGGUAACUGUGGGGAAACUAGACCUGAGCUCAGGGCCUUCUCAGCACACCCUCACGGUUAUGGUUCGAGACCAGGAGAUGCCCAUCAAGAGGAACUUUGUGUGGGUAACCAUUUACGUGGAGGAUGGGAACCUCCACCCACCCCACUUCACUCAGCUCCAUUAUGAGGCAAGUGUUCCUGACACCACAGCCCCAGGCACAGAGCUGCUUCAAGUCCGAGCUGCAGAUUCUGACCGGGGAGCCAAUGCUGAGGUCCACUACUCCCUUCUGAAAGGAAACAGCGAGGGUUUCUUCAACAUCAAUGCCCUCCUAGGCAUCAUCACCGUAGCCCAGAAACUUGAUCAGGCAAGUCAUGCCCAGCAUACUCUGACAGUGAAGGCAGAAGAUCAAGGUUCCCCAAAGCGGCAUGAUCUAGCUACAGUGAUCAUUCAUGUCUACCCCUCAGACAGCAGUGCCCCCAUCUUUUCAAAAGCUGAAUACUUCGUAGAGAUCCCUGAAUCAAUACCUGUUGGUUCCCCAAUCCUCCUUGUCUCUGCUACAAGCUCUUCUGAAGUCACCUACGAAUUAAGAGAGGGGAACAAGGAUGGUGUAUUUUCUAUGAACUCAUAUUCUGGCCUCAUUUCUACCCAGAAGAACUUGGACCAUGAGAAGAUCUCAUCUUACCAGCUGAAAAUCCGAGGCAGCAACAUGGCAGGUGCAUUUGCUGACGUCAUGGUGCUUGUUUACAUAAUUGAUGAAAACGACAAUGCCCCCACGUUCUCAAAGUCAACGUUCGUGGGCCAGAUUAGUGAAGCAGCCCCAUUAUACAGCAUGAUCAUGGAUAAAAACAACAACCCUUUAGUGAUUCAUGCCUUCGACAGUGACAAAGAAGCUAACUCCUUGUUGGUCUAUGAAAUAUUGGAACCAGAGGCUCUUAAGUUUUUCAGGGUUGACCCCAGUAUGGGAACCCUAACCAUCGUAUCAGAGAUGGAUUACGAGAGCAUGCCCUCUUUCCAAUUCAGUGUCUAUGUCCAUGACCAAGGAAACGCCAUCUUGUUUGCACCCAGGCCUGCACAGGUCAUCAUCAAUAUCGGAGAUGUGAAUGACUCUCCUCCUAGGUUCUCAGACCAGAUAUAUGAGGUAGCAGUCAUGGGGCCCACCCAUCCAGGUAUGGAGCUCCUUGUGGUACAGGCUAGCGAUGAUGACUCGGAAGUCACUUACAGCAUUAAAACUGGAAAUGCUGAUGACGCUGUCGCCAUCCAUCCCAUCACUGGUCGCAUAUCUGUUCUGAAUCCUGCUUUGCUGGGACUCUCUCGGAAGCUCACCAUCCGGGCUUCUGAUGGACUAUAUCAAGACACUGCACUGGUAAAAAUUUCCUUUACUGAAAUCCUUGACAAAAGCUUACAAUUUCACCAGGAUGUCUACAGAGCAUCAGUGGAAGAAAAUUUGCAGGACAGAAAGGCGCUGGUGAUUUUUGAUGUCCUGGGCAAUCAUUUGAAUGACACCCUCUCCUACUUCCUCUUGAAUGGCACAGAUGCAUUUCAAAUGGUCAAGUCAGCAGGUGUACUACAGACCAAAGGAGUGGCAUUUGACAGAGAGCGACAGGAUACUCACACAGUAGCAGUGGAAGUGAGGGACAAUAGGGCACCUCAGCGAGUGGCUCAGGCUAUGGUCAGAAUCUCUGUUAAAGAUGUUAAUGACAACCCUCCAAAAUUUAAGCAUCUGCCCUAUUACACAAUCAUCCAGGAUGGUACAGAGCCAGGAGAUGUUCUCUUUCAGGUAUCUGCGACUGAUGAGGACUUGGGGGCAAAUGGGGUCAUCACGUAUGCAUUUGCAGAAGAUUACAUCUACUUCCGAAUUGAUCCCUAUCUUGGGGACAUUACACUCAAGAAACCAUUUGAUUAUCAAGCUUUAAAUAAGUAUCGCCUCAAAGUCAUUGCUCAAGAUGGAGGAACCCCAUCACUCCAGACUGAGGAAGAAGUGCUUGUCACCGUGAGAAAUAAAUCCAACCCACUGUUUCAGAGUCCUUACUACAAAGUCAAAGUACCUGAAAAUAUUACACUAUAUACCCCAAUUCUCCACACCCAGGCCCGGAGUCCAGAGGGACUUCGGCUCAUCUACAACAUUGUGGAGGAAGAGCCCUUGAUGCUGUUCACCACUGACUUUAAAACUGGUGUCUUAACAGUGACAGGGCCUUUAGACUAUGAGUCCAAGACCAAACACGUGUUCACAGUCAGAGCUACAGACACAGCUCUGGGGUCAUUUUCUGAAGCUACAGUAGAAGUCCUGGUGGAGGACAUCAAUGAUAACCCUCCUACUUUCUCCCAGUUGGUCUACACCACUUCGGUCUCAGAAGGCUUGCCUGCUCAGACCCCUGUGAUCCAACUAUUGGCUUCUGACCAAGACUCAGGGAAGAACCGUGAUGUCUCCUAUCAGAUUGUGGAGGAUGGUUCCAAUGUUUCCAAGUUCUUCCAGAUCAAUGGGAGUACAGGGGAGAUGUCCACAGUUCAAGAGCUCGAUUACGAAUCCCAACAACAUUUUCAUGUGAAGGUCAGGGCCAUGGAUAGAGGAGAUCCUCCCCUCACUGGUGAAACUCUUGUGGUUGUCAAUGUGUCUGAUGUCAAUGAUAACCCUCCAGAGUUCAGACAACCUCAGUAUGAAGCCAAUGUCAGUGAGCUAGCAACCUGUGGACACCUGGUUCUUAAAGUCCAAGCCCUUGACCCUGAUAGCAGGGACACCUCUCACCUUGAGUACCUGAUUCUUUCGGGCAAUCAGGAUAGACACUUCUCCAUUAACAGCUCAUCAGGAAUAAUUUCUAUGUUCAACCUUUGCAAAAAGCACCUGGACUCUUCUUACAAUUUGAGGGUGGGUGCUUCCGAUGGAGUCUUUCGAGCAACUGUACCUGUAUAUAUCAAUACCACAAAUGCAAAUAAAUAUAGCCCAGAGUUCCAGCAGCACGUUUAUGAGGCAGAAUUGGCAGAGAAUGCAAAGGUGGGAACCAAGGUGAUUGAGUUGCUAGCCAUAGACAAAGAUAGUGGUCCUUACGGCACUGUUGAUUAUACUAUCAUCAAUAAACUAGCAGGCGAGAAGUUCUCCAUAAAUCCCAGUGGUCAGAUUACUACUCUGCAGAAACUAGAUAGGGAAAAUUCAACAGAAAGAGUCAUUGCUAUUAAGGUGAUGGCUCAGGAUGGAGGAGGAAGAGUGGCCUUCUGCACGGUGAAGAUCAUCCUCACAGAUGAAAAUGAUAAUCCUCCACAGUUCAAAGCAUCUGAAUACACUGUAUCUGUUCAGUCUAAUGUCAGUAAAGACUCCCCAGUUAUCCAGGUGCUAGCCUACGAUGCAGAUGAGGGUCAGAAUGCUGAUGUCACCUACUCUGUGGACUCGACAGAGGAGCUGGCCGAAGAGAUCAUUGAAGUUAACCCAAUCACUGGUGUGGUCAAGGUGAAAGAGAGCCUGGUGGGAUUGGAAAAUCGGGCCUUUGACUUCAAAAUCAAAGCCCAAGAUGGGGGCCCUCCUCACUGGGAUUCUCUGGUGCCAGUAAGACUUCAGGUGGUUUCUAAUGAAAUGCCCUUGCCCAAAUUUACUGAGCCUCUGUAUACUUUCUCUGCCUCUGAAGACCUUCCAGAGGGAUCUGAAAUUGGGUUUGUUAAAGCAGUGGCUGCUCAGGACCCAGUCAUCUACAGUCUAGUGCAGGGCACCACACCAGAGAGUAACAAGGAUGGUGUCUUCUCCUUGGACCCAGACACGGGCAUCCUGAAGGUGAGGAAGGCCAUGGAUCAUGAGUUCACCAAAUGGUACCAGAUUUAUGUGAUGGCUCAUUGUUUGCAUAAUGGCACUGACUUAGUAUCUUUGGUCUCUGUCAAUAUCCAAGUGAAAGAUGUCAAUGAUAAUAGACCUAUAUUUGAGGCUGAUCCAUAUAAGGCCGUCCUCACUGAGAAUAUGCCAGUGGGGACUUCAGUCAUUCAAGUGACUGCCAAUGACCAGGACACUGGGAGAGAUGGCCAGGUGAGCUACAGGCUGUCAGGGGAACCAGGUAGCAAUGUCCAUGAGCUCUUUACCAUUGACAGCAAAAGUGGCUGGAUCACUACACUCCAAGAACUUGACUGCGAAACCCACCAGACCCAUCGUUUUUAUGUAGUGGCCUAUGACCAUGGACAACCCACCCAGUUAUCUUCUCAGGCCCUGGUUGAGGUCUCCAUUACAGAUGAGAAUGACAAUGCACCCCGAUUUGCUUCUGAAGACUACAGAGGAUCUGUCAUUGAGAAUAGUGAGCCUGGUGAACUUGUGGCCACUCUGAAGACCCUGGAUGCUGACAUCUCUGAGCAGAACAGACAGGUUACCUGCUACAUUACAGAGGGAGAUCCCCUGGGCCAGUUUGGCAUCAGCCAAGCUGGGGAUGAGUGGAGGAUUUCCUCAAGGAAGACUCUGGACCGAGAGCACAUAGCCAAGUACCUGCUCAGAAUCACAGCAUCUGAUGGCAAGUUCCAGGCUUCAGUCACUGUGGAGAUCUUCGUCCUGGACAUCAAUGAUAACAGCCCACAGUGCUCACAGCUUCUCUACACUGGCAAGGUCCGUGAAGAUGUAUCUCCAGGACACUUGGUUUUGAAAGUUUCUGCCACAGACUUGGACACAGACACCAAUGCACAGAUCACAUACUCUCUACAUGGUCCUGGGGUGAAUGAAUUCAAGCUGCAUCCUCAUACAGGGGAGCUGACCACACUCACAGCACUAGACCGGGAGCGAAAGGAUACGUACAGCCUUGUUGCCAAAGCAACCGACGGAGGUGGCCGAUCAUGCCAGGCAGAUGUGACUCUCCACGUGGAGGACGUGAAUGACAAUGCCCCUCGGUUCUUCCCCAGCCAUUGCACUGUGGCUGUCUUCGACAACACCACCGUUAAGACUCCCGUGGCUGUGGUAUUUGCACGGGAUCCUGACCAAGGCACCAAUGCCCAGGUGGUUUACUCUCUGACUGAUUCCGCGGAAGGCCACUUUUCCAUCGACGCCACCACUGGCGUAAUCCGACUGGAGAAACCUUUGCAAGUCAAGCCACAGGUGGCGCUGGAGCUCACGGUCCGAGCCUCGGAUCUGGGCACCCCGAUUCCGCUCUCCACGUUGGGCACCGUCACGGUCUCCGUGGUGGGCCUUGAAGACUACCUGCCCGUGUUCCUGAACACCGAGCACAGUGUGCAGGUCCCCGAGGACGCCCGGCCUGGCUCGGAGGUGCUGCAUCUGGCCACCCUCACUCGCCCUGGUGCCGAGAAGACCAGCUACCGGAUGGUGAGCGGGAACGAGCAGGGGAGGUUCCGCCUGGAUGCUCGCACAGGAAUCCUAUAUGUCAAUAGGAGCCUGGACUUUGAGACAAGUCCCAAGUACUUCCUGUCCAUUGAGUGCAGCCGGAAGGGCUCUUCCUCUCUCAGUGACAUGACCACAAUUGUGGUCAACAUCACCGAUGUCAACGAAUACCGGCCCAGAUUCCCCCAGGAGCUGUAUGACACGAGAGUCUUAGAGAAUGCCAUCGUGGGUGACAUCAUCCUCACAGUGUCAGCAACUGAUGAAGACGGACCUCUAAAUAGUGCCAUUACUUAUAGCUUGGUGGGAGGGAACCAGCUCGGGCACUUUACCGUCCACCCGAAGACAGGGGAGCUACAAGUGGCCAAGGCCCUGGAUUGGGAACAGACUUCUAGCUAUUCCCUGAGGCUCCGAGCCACAGACAGCGGGCAGCCCCCACUGCACGAGGACACCAACAUUACUGUCCAAGUGGUUGACGUCAACGAUAACCCACCGAGAUUCUUCCAGCUCAACUACAGCACCACUGUCCAGGAGAACUCCCCCAUUGGCAGCAAAGUCCUACAGCUCAUCCUGAGUGACCCAGACUCCCCAGAGAAUGGUCCCCCCUACUCAUUCCGAAUCACCAAGGGAAACACUGGCUCUGCCUUCCGAGUGACCCCAGAUGGAUGGCUGGUGACCACUGCAAGCCUGAGCCGGAGGGUUCAGGAAUGGUAUCAACUUCAGAUUGAGGUGUCAGACAGCGGCAUGCCUUCCCUCUCAUCCUCCACCUCUGUCAGAGUCCACGUCACUGAGCGGAGUCACUACCCGCCCUCUGCCCUCCCAUUGGAAAUCUUCAUCACCAUCAGCGAAGAGGAGUUCCAGGGUGGCAUGGUGGGCAAAAUCCAUGCUACAGACCGAGACCCCCAGGACAUGCUGACCUACAGCCUCAUGGGAGAGGAGACCUUGGGCAGGCGCUUCUCAGUGGGCACAUCAGAUGGCAAGAUUAUCGCUGCUCAGGGACUUCCUCAUGGCCGCUAUUCAUUUAAUGUUACAGUCAGCGAUGGGACCUUCACCACCAUUGCUGGGGUCCAUGUCCAUGUGUGGCACAUGGGACGGGAGGCUCUGCAGCACGCCCUGUGGAUGGGCAUCAACCAACUGACCCCAGAGGAUCUGUUGAGUGACCACUGGCGGAACCUGCAGAGGUUUCUGAGCAACAAGCUGGACAUCAAAAGGGCCAACAUCCACUUGGCCAGCCUUCAGCCUGCAGAGGCCAUGGCUGGUGUGGAUGUGCUUCUGGUCUUUGAAGGGCAUUCUGGAACCGUCUACAAGCUCCAGGAGCUGGCAUCCAUCAUCACUCGCUCAGCCAAAGAGAUGGAGCACUCGGUGGGAAUUCAGAUGAGAUCAGCCAUGCCUGUGGUGCCCUGCCAAGGACCAAGCUGCCAGGGUCAAAUCUGCCAAGAGACGGUGCACCUGGACCCCAAGGUUGGGCCCAUGUACAGCACGGCCAGGCUCAGCAUCCUAACCCCACGGCACCACCUGGAGAGGAACUGCUCCUGCAAUGGUACUGCCACAAGGUUCGGUGGUCAGAGCUACAUACGGUAUAGGCCCCCAGAUGCUCGGAAAUGGCAUAUCCAUUUCUAUCUGAAAACGCUCCAGCCACAGGCCAUUGUCCUGUUCACCAAUGAGACAGCAUCAAUUUCCCUGAAGCUAACAAAUGGAAUACCCCAGCUGGAAUACCGCUGUCCAGGUGGAUUCUAUGGAAACCUAUCCUCCCAGCGCCAUGUGAAUGACCAAGAAUGGCACUCCAUACUGGUAGAGGAGAUGGACACUUCCAUUCGCCUGUUGGUUGAUAAUAUGGGCAAUGCCUCCCUUGCCAUACCAGAGAACUGCCAAGGUCUCAUAUCAGAGAGACACCUCUUGUUGGGUGGCCUUGUCCUUUCUCAUUCUUCCUCAAAUGUCUCCCGGGGCUUUGAAGGCUGCUUGGAUGCUGUUAUGGUCAAUGGAGAGGCACUGGAGCUGCUGGUUCAUGGCAAGAAGGUCACAGGCUUGUUGGAGAGGCAAGCUCUCACCCAGUGCUGCGUCCACAGUGACGGCUGCAGCCAGAACCCAUGCCUCAAUGGUGGGAUGUGCUCACAGACCCAGGGGUCAGGCUAUGUCUGCAAGUGCCCGCCGCAGUUCUCUGGGAAGCACUGUGAACGAGGAAGAGAGAACUGCACUUCCACAUCCUGCCUGGAAGGUGGAACUUGCAUUUCCUCUCCGGAAGGAGCUUCCUGUGACUGCCCUCACCCUUACACGGGAGACAGGUGUGAAAUGAAAGCAAGGGGCUGCUCAGAAGGACACUGUCUAGUCACUCCUGCGAUCAAAAGGGGGGACUGGGGACAGCAGGAGUUACUGAUCAUCUUGGUGGCCAUAGUGCUGAUCAUCAUAGUCACUGGCGGGAUGCUCCUCUACUGCCGCCGUUGCAAGUCUCACAAGCCCGUGGCCAUGGAGGACCCAGAUCUCCUAGCCAGGAGUGUUGGUGUCGAUACCCAGACCAUGCCUGCCAUCGAGCUCAACCCCCUGAGCACCAGCUCCUGCAACAACUUGAGCCAACCAGAGCCCUGUAAGACCUCAGUUCCGAAUGAACUCGUCACUUUUGGACCCAGCUCUAAGCAACGGCCAAUGGUCUGCAGUGUGCCUCCCAGACUCCCACCAGCUGUGGUUCCUUCUGACAAUGAGGCUGUGAUUAAGAGAACCUGGUCGGGCGAGGAGAUGGUGUACCCCACUGGGGCCACAGUCUGGCCCCCUACUUACUCCAGGAAGGAAUGCUGGGAGUACCCCCACUCCGCAGUGACCCAGGGCCCUCGGCCGCCCUCACCUCACCACCACCCUUCAGCUGUGAUGCCGGAUUCCACUGGCCUCUAUGGAGGCUUCCCCUUCCCCCUGGAGCUGGAAAACAAGCGGGCACCCCUCCCACCUCGUUACAGCAACCAGAACCUGGAAGAUCUGAUGCCCCCGCGGCCCCCCAGUCCCAGGGAGAGACUGCUCGCCCCCUGUCUCAACGAGUACACAGCCAUCAGCUACUACCACUCGAAGUUCCGGCAGGGAGCGGGAGGGCCCUGCGUGGCAGAGGGGGGCUACAAAGGUGUGAGUAUGCGCCUCAGCCGGGCUGGGCCCUCUUAUGCCGACUGUGCACUGGAGGGGGCACCUCCCACAGACCGGGGCCAGCCCCGGCCCCCUCCCAACUACGAGGGCUCCGACAUGGUGGAGAGUGAUUACGGGAGCUGCGAGGAGGUCAUGUUCUAGCUUCUGUUCUCAGAGGAAGGCAGGCGGGAGGCCAAGGACUUGGCACCUUCCUCUGUCUCAUAGGGAGUGAGUUGAGUGUGUCCGGGAAAGGGGGAGGGAAGCCCCCAUACCCAGUCCUUGAAAUGUGCUCUCCGGACCCCCAGCUUGUCCCUGAAGGUGGAGGGAAGCUGAGGUCAGAGCUUCAGAAACAGCAUGAGGGCCCCCAGGGAGAGGAUGAGCCAGAGCAGUUACGCUGGAAAACCAGGCCUGCCUGGCUCCUGAGAUGGGCAAGAGACAGGCUGUCUGACUGACUCGCCAUCUCAGUCCCCAGGGCAGCAGGUAUGAACUUCCAGGCCGGCUCUGCCAGGACGCCUUGUUAGACCUGCCCACAGCUCCGCUUAGGAGGCUGGCAGGUUCACA